UCUGGGGGUGGAGCUGCCUGGUCUAUAAAUCCUGGGGCCAUCAGGCUAAGGUCCUGCAGCUGCUUGAAGGAGCCAUCUCAUCCACAGCUCUUCCUCGAGCAGCCAUGGCCAGUUCCAGGCAAGGCCUCCUCCUGCUCCUGCUACUGCUGACUGCUCACCCUGGACCCUCAGAGGCUCAGCACUGGUCCCAUGGCUGGUACCCUGGAGGAAAGCGAGCCCUCAGCUCAGCCCAGGAUCCCCAGAAUGCCCUUAGGCCCCCAGGAAGGGCCCUGGGCACUGCAGCAGGCAGCCCAGCCCAGGCUACCUAUGGCCUCCCAAGUGAUGCCCUGGCUCGCCUGGAAGACAGCAUGCCCUGGGAGGGCAGGACCAUGGCGUGGUGGUCCCUUCGCAGGAAGCGACAUCUGGCACAGACACUACUGAACGCAGCCCGAGAGCCCCGCCCCGCCGUCCUCCAAUAAACUGUGAGGUUCUCCGAAGUUGUUGCCUCGAAUUCUGUCCUUCGUCCCCUCCCUCUCUUCCCCGCUGAGACCUUUCCCUGCGUGGGGGUUGGAGGGAGGCGAGUCCGGC
This is a messenger RNA of Rhinopithecus roxellana (golden snub-nosed monkey), 567 nucleotides long. Its product is annotated as progonadoliberin-2. NCBI's taxonomy places the organism in Eukaryota, Metazoa, Chordata, Mammalia, Primates, Cercopithecidae. Gene Ontology annotation, biological process: multicellular organism development. Gene Ontology annotation, molecular function: hormone activity. Gene Ontology annotation, cellular component: extracellular region. The transcript is spliced from 4 exons. The record is from RefSeq and is a predicted model, not a curated record. Bases 105 to 458 code for a protein of 117 amino acids.